UGACUCAGUCUGCAGUAGCUGAGGAAAACUCUCCCAAUGGCCCCAAAUGUCCAGUCUCCUUUAGGUUGUGCAUCUGUGUUGUCCAGCGGAGUUCUAGCAUGCUGGAAAGAACAGGGGAAAGGGCCUCCAGGAGCCAUCAAGGACAAACUAUCAACUUCGUUUCGGUCAGACUAUGAAGCCAGCCCUGAGCACAGUCCAGAAUUCUAUAGCAGCAAAGAGCCUUCCACUGUACAGAGCCCCAAGAAGAAGGGGCCCGUGUCCUCUGCUCUGAACUGCUUCUGCCUCAUGGGUCAGGUGACUACCAGAACAAGCCUCCUGGGCCUUUUCUGAGCUGCUGUUUUCUUUCUCUAAGUUCCUCCCCACUCCACCCCCUAUCAGUCCAAAGAACGACUCCACCCUGAAUUCUGCCCCAUCUCUGGUGCCUUAGGAGUUUGGUUUCCACCACUUGAUUGCUUAAUGUCGGUGCCCGCCCUGGAGGCAGAGAGGCCAUCAGUUCUGAGCGGUUUCCUGUGAGUUGGGCUGUGUGCUUUCUAAGUAUUUUGUGAUUGCUCUGGGCAAGGAGUGUACUCGCCAGCUUCUUAACAGCUCCAACCCUCCCUGUUUCAUUAUAGCUAAUCACUCUUUAGCCUGGGCUGCAGCUGUUUAAUCAGUCUGCUGCAGCUGGUGUGACGUCUGACGGUUGCUAGUCUCAGACUCCUCAGUCUUGCCAGAGGAAGGGAAAGUCAAUGAAGUAGACAAGAGACUUUUUUGUGGAGAUUCUCUGUUUUUCACAAGAAGAAGAAAGAUCCUACGACGCCUGAGCUAACCCUGACAAUCAGCCCACAUUAAGCUUACCAGGACAGGGGACCAUGGACAUCGCAGCAUAUUUUGAAAGGAUUGGAUAUGAGAACUCAGCGAAUAAACUGGACUUGGACACACUAACUGAAGUUCUUCAGCACCAGAUGCGAACAGUUCCUUUUGAGAAUCUUAGCAUGCAUUGUGGAGAAGCCAUGAAUUUGGACUUAGAGACCACAUUUGACCACAUAGUGAGGAAGAAGCGGGGCGGGUGGUGUCUCCAGGUUAAUCAUCUCCUGUACUGGGCUCUGACCGAAAUGGGCUUUGAAACCACAAUGUUGGGGGGCUACGUUUACAUAGUUCCAGUCAAUAAAUACAGCAAAGAAAUGAUUCACCUCCUAGUCCAGGUGACCAUCAGUGACAGGAACUACAUUGUUGAUGCGGCCUUUGGAGGCUCCUGCCAGAUGUGGGAGCCUCUGGAAUUAGCAUCAGGAAAGGAUCAGCCUCAGGUGCCUGCCAUCUUCCGUUUGACGGAAGAGAAUGGAACCUGGUACAUGGACCAAAUCAGAAGAGAGCAGUAUAUUCCAAACCAAAAAUUUGUUAACUCCGACCUCCUUGAGAAGAGCGAAUAUCGGAAAAUCUACUCUUUCACUCUGAAGCCACGCACUAUUGAGGACUUUGAAUAUGCAAAUACCUACCUCCAGACGUCAUCAACAUCUGUGUUUGUACACACUUCAUUUUGUUCUUUGCAGACUCCAGAAGGUGUUUGUUGUUUAAUAGGCUCUACCUUUGCAAGCAGGAAAUUCAGCUAUAAGGACAAUGUAGAUCUGGUGGAGUUUAAAAAUGUAAAUGAGGAAGAAAUAGAAGACGUACUGAAAGCUGCAUUUGGUGUUUCUUUGGAGAGAAAGCUUGUACCCAAAAAUGGUGACCUGUCUUUUACUAUUUAGGGUGAGGAGCAAAAUUGGGUUUCAUUACUAUUUCAUCUUCUUCAACAUUUGAAAUGUAUGCAGAUGUAUCCAAAACAGUCCUUAUAGGAUCAUCACUGAACUUGAUAUUGAUCAACUAAUGAUUUGUAUCUUUUAUUUCCUACAUUUUAUGAAAAGAAAUCUUAGCAGUCCUGUCAUUUUACCAUGAAAAAUAUAAUCAGUUAUAAUUAAAUAAAAUUUUAAUGAAUACAAU
Microtus ochrogaster (prairie vole) is the source of this 1953-nucleotide messenger RNA. The record is from RefSeq and is a predicted model, not a curated record. NCBI's taxonomy places the organism in Eukaryota, Metazoa, Chordata, Mammalia, Rodentia, Cricetidae.